UUCACGGACUAUUUUAGAGCAUCUGGUUUGACAUAUUGAACAUGACUAGCGUUAUCUGCACUUUACGCGGAUAUCGCCCUCUUUGCAUAUCACGUGUCCCUCUCUGUCCAAUAAUCGCUCGAUCUUAAUGUACACAGGCGCGUGAGUAUCAGUUACUCUCCCAGAUUCGGUAUCUCUUUUUUCAGAGCAGGGCAAAUUGGGAAAAGAGCGAGUAGUCUCAAUGUGGCGCGUGAUAUGACAGCGUCUUUACUUCUCCCCUCGCGCUGGAUCGAGCCGGUGAUGUUUCUCUACGACGGCAGCGGCGCGGACGAAAUCAACAAAAACAUGGAAGGCUUCGCGGGAGGCAACUAUGCCGCGAGCCAGUGCCGGAACCUGAUGGCUCACCCCACGUCCCUCGCGCCGAGCAGCAGCACCUACGCUUCCGAGGUGCCCGCGUCUGGCAUGAGCGAGCCUGGCAAACAAUGCAGCCCCUGUUCGGGGGCCCAGAGCUCGUCCAACGCCUCUCUGCCGUACGGUUACUAUGGCAGCGGUUACUUUCCGUGCAGGAUGCCCCACCACAGCGGCGUGAAGCCCUGCUCGCAGCCCCCUUAUGCGGAUAAGUACAUGGACACGUCCGUGGCGGCUGGCGACGACUUCCCGUCCAGACCGAAGGAGUUCGCCUUCUAUCAGGGCUACUCGCCCGGUCCGUAUCAGCCGGUUCCGAGUUACCUGGACAUGCCCGUAGGACCCGCCCUAAGUGGAUCUGGCGAACCGCGACACGAACCGCUCCUGCCCGUGGACGGCUACCAGCCCUGGGCGCUCAGCAACGGCUGGAACAGCCAGGUUUACUGCGGGAAAGAUCAAGCCCAGUCGAACCACCUUUGGAAGGCAUCCAUUCAAGACGCGGGGCCUGGCGGGGAUGGAAACCUCCGCAGGGGCAGGAAGAAACGCGUCCCCUACACCAAGGUGCAGCUGCGGGAGCUCGAGCGCGAGUACGCCACCAAUAAGUUCAUCACGAAGGACAAGCGACGGAGGAUCUCGGCGGGAACCAACCUGACGGAGCGGCAGGUCACCAUCUGGUUCCAGAACCGGCGCGUCAAGGAGAAGAAGGUCGUCAACAAGUUCAAGAGUAGCAGCUAGCGUGGCCUACGGCAGACAGGCAGCAGACCGACAGACAGACAGGCGGGCGAGAGACAGGACUCCAGAACACUGUAUCGAAUUGAAGGAGCACUAUGGUAAUUUAUUUUUCUUCACUGUCUCGUGUGCUCUGGGAGAGCUCGGUAUUUACGGUGGACGGCACCUCUUUCUCUGAAGAUUCUCUGAGCUCAACGGUGGGGCGCGCGCGGACCCGGGGCGACCAGUAGACAAAUGUUAGAGAACUCCUACCGGGAACCCUUGGCUCGCCCCGCGUUCUGGACUGUAAAUAUCGGUGUGGUGUGUCGCGUGAGCUCCGGGCCCGCUGCUGCUCGCGCUGCAGCCGGGCAGAUGCUCGCGCUGCGGCCCAUCCCUCAGCAUUCCCACAGGCUGCGUCAGUCUGUGCGCCGAGCUAACAGCACUUCUGUCGAGCCGAGAGGGCCACUUCAAAGUUUUGAAGACAAAACAACAUGUAUUUCUAAGUACCUCUGCGUAUAAUUAAUGUCCCGUUUUGUAGUUUGUUAUCCACCAGCUCGUGUUAAAUUGGGCUACUGUUCCUUAACAGUAUCUGCCACGGUUACCUUUUUAAUAUGUUCUUCGCAUCGUUUUGUACAUAAGCCUACCUAAAACAGAAAGUUAAGUUCCCAUUAAGGCUUUAUUGUCUAGGUAUAUAAAGUCUUCCAAACAACAGAGAAAAUAUUUCUUUUUCUAUCUGCUAAUAUCCAUUUGUAUGCUAUUGUUUUGAGUUAUAGUUUCUAAUUUAAUUGGAGUCGUCCUGAAUAAAAGCGGAAAUGAGAUUAUGAGCUGUUUAUAUCUGUAUUAUGUUGAUUUAAUUAAAAAAAAAAGAACGAUU
Molecule: messenger RNA, 1966 nt
Organism: Clupea harengus (Atlantic herring)
Lineage: Eukaryota; Metazoa; Chordata; Actinopteri; Clupeiformes; Clupeidae
Gene: hoxa13b
Product: homeobox A13b
Biological process (GO): regulation of DNA-templated transcription
Molecular function (GO): DNA-binding transcription factor activity, RNA polymerase II-specific; DNA binding
Source: RefSeq, a predicted model, not a curated record